Messenger RNA from Eubalaena glacialis (North Atlantic right whale), 2722 nucleotides. It is a transcript of the gene RAD52, whose product is annotated as RAD52 homolog, DNA repair protein. The transcript has 14 exons. Gene Ontology annotation, biological process: double-strand break repair via homologous recombination; double-strand break repair via single-strand annealing; DNA recombinase assembly. Gene Ontology annotation, cellular component: nucleus. The record is from RefSeq and is a predicted model, not a curated record. Lineage: Eukaryota; Metazoa; Chordata; Mammalia; Artiodactyla; Balaenidae. Bases 640 to 1959 code for a protein of 439 amino acids.
GGUGCGGCGCAAACGGUGGGCCGCCGCCUCCGCCGCUACCUCAGUGGGCCAGUCACGCAGAGCCCGGGGCGGGCCGCCCCGAGGAGCCUGGCGCCCGCGGACAGGUGGGCUUCCCGCCCGGAGGCCCUCGGGCUGCCCGCGCGGCCCGGGAGACCCCGCCAGAAGCCUGUCCGCGGUUCGCCUCGGCGGCCUGGGAGGGAGGGUGGCGCGGACGGCUGUCCCGGUCCUCGCGGGCGGCAGCUGGCCCGGCGUCGGGCUCCCCAGUUUCUGGUACCGAAGCGCAGACGGGUUUCCUUGUCGGAGCCACGCACCGUUAAUGUAAGGCCGUAGAAUAGAAUAUCUCUCUAUGCCUGUCUCACCAGUGUAUUUUGGAACCACAUAACUUGUCUGAUGUCGCAGGCUCACAGCUGGCAAGGAGUUUUGCCUUCGAGUGAAUCACAUCUCAAGUCUCAACCAUACCUGAUGAUUUUCAGGGUCUUCUGUGCCAUCUGGCUCUUCCAUUGCGUCAUGUCCGUUACACUCCUCCCACCUGCUGGCGUGUUGGCUCCGACAGCAGUUCAGCUACCGUGGCCUGUGUUUCCUCUUCAACCCCACAGAGGUCAGGGUCACGAUGCCCAUAUAAGGUCAACCUGAAUCAACAUGUCUGGGACUGAAGAAGCAAUUCUUAGCGGCCGUGACAGCCAUCCUGCUGGUGGCAACUCUGUAUUAUGCUUUGGUCAGUACCAAUACACAGCAGAAGAGUACCAGGCCAUCCAGAAUGCUCUGAGGCAGAGGCUGGGCCCAGAAUACAUAAGUAGCCGCAUGGCUGGAGGAGGCCAGAAGGUGUGUUACAUCGAGGGUCACAGGGUAAUUAAUCUGGCCAAUGAGAUGUUUGGCUACAAUGGCUGGGCACACUCUAUCACACAACAGAACGUGGAUUUUGUUGACCUUAACAAUGGCAAGUUCUCCGUGGGCGUCUGUGCGUUUGUGAGAGUCCAGCUGAAGGUGAGGGUGAUGGAGGGGACGUGCUGCCUGCAGGCACGGGGCAGGUGGGAGAGUGAGCAGGAUGGUUCGUAUCAUGAGGACGUGGGCUAUGGUGUUAGCGAGGGCCUCAAGUCCAAAGCCUUGUCUUUGGAGAAGGCGAGGAAGGAGGCAGUGACCGACGGGCUGAAGCGAGCACUGAGAAGUUUCGGGAAUGCACUUGGGAAUUGUAUUCUGGACAAAGACUAUCUGAGGUCACUAAACAAGCUUCCACACCAGCUGCCUCUUGAAGUGGACUUAACUAAAGCAAAGAGACAAGACUUUGAACCAUCUGUGGAACAAGCCAGAUAUAGCAGCUGCCGACAGAACCUGGCUCUGGGACCCCCCAAACCACAGGAGGUGACGUCCCCUUGCAGACCAAGCCACCACGUUGUGAUGUCGGGGACGAGGACAGCAGCUCCGCGUGUGGGCCGCGUGCCCUCCCCGCCCCUGCUCCUUCCCAGAAGCCCGACCUCUGCUGCCACGGAGAGCGAUGCCACGUACCAGCGGAAGCUCCGGCAAAGACAGCUGCAGCAGCGGUUCCGGGAGCAGAUGGGGAAGCAGCAGCAGGAACCCCCGUCCGGCCCCCCCGCCGAGAAGCAGGGCCCUGCAGCGCUGCCACCGGUGCCACCUGCCAGAACUGCUGCUUCAGAGCCGCUCACCCAGACAGACGUGCUUCCAGACAGUCUUGAAAUGUGGGACAUGGCUCUAGAUGCAGGGGACGGUGUGGUCAAGCCCUUGUCUAAACCAGAACCACCACAAGCCCCUGCCACCUCCGUCCUGAAGAACGAGAUGGAGACCUGGAACAGGACCCCGCAGAGCCUUUGCCACCAGAAUCCACAGGCAAAAUGUGGACCCUGGCACCUUCAAACUUACCACCUUAACCAACACAUAACAGGAGACUGUGAUUCAUACAGGAAGAACCAGGACACGAAGAAAAGGAAAUUGGAUCCAUCUUGACCAAGGCUCAGGUCACCUCACUGGAUUCUGUCACAAAGGGACUUUCAAAAACUGCUUCUUGGUCAUGAAAUGACUCGUCAUUCCUAGGGAAAGAGCUUUACCUCCGGGGAUUUACCUUGCUUCAUGCUCAACUUCGCCAGAGGCUUUCACUAUUGGAACCUGACGCAGAUCAAGCUGGGCAGGCAGGGAAGCCCUGCGGAGAUUAAACAAACAGGGCUUCCCUGGUGGCGCAGCGGUUGAGAGUCUGCCUGCCAGUGCAGGGGACACGGGUUCGAGCCCUGGUCUGGGAGGAUCCCACAUGCCGCGGAGCAACUAAGCCCGUGCGCCACAGCUACUGAGCCUGCGCGUCUGGAGCCUGUGCUCCGCAACAAGAGAGGCCGCGAUAGUGAGAGGCCUGCGCACCGCGAUGAAGAGUGGCCCCCGCUCGCCGCAACUAGAGAAAGCCCUCGCACAGAAACGAAGACCCAACACAGCCAUAAAUAAAUAAAUAAAUAAAUUUAAACAAACACACACACACCUUUUCUUUGGCUCUUCACUAUUUAUUUAUUCCUAAGCUUUUAUGUUAAUAAAGGUAGACAUUCUAGGAAUCACAGUGGCCACCUUCCCCACGCACCAACCUCGACAGCGGCCUGCAGUAUCUCACUCUGUGUGACCUCUGACCCCUUUCGCUGCCACUCAUCUACAACAAUCUGUCAUUUAUAGGCUCAUUGUGAAACUACCUCCAUUUUUUCCUAAUAAGGAAAUAUAAUCUAAGACCAAAGAA